CUACUAUGUACGUAUAGACAUCAUACACUGUCCCACGAAUAUUCUUGUGUAUACUUCUGUGCCAGGAAUAUAUAGAUACAUACGCUUCAUCAUAGCCCCAUACAAUAAACCGUAUAAGUCAACUCAAGCAAGAUAAAUUGUAAACUACCGGUGCCUUAUGCAAACAACUUAUUACACUUGAACACGCCAACGAAGCUGAAAAUUUACAAAUCAUGGCCGUGUUAAAGAACAUCGUCCGUGGAGUGAGCUCUGUGAGGUCUGCCGAGAGUGUGUUGCGUGGGCAUAUCAAGGUGUUUGGACCCGUACCAGUGGCAUCAUAUAUGAAGGAAUGCCUGUCGAAUGGAAAGGAUGGGUACUACAUGACUCGCAAUGUGUUCGGUCAUGACGGCGAUUUUGUCACUAGUCCAGAGAUAUCGCAGGUCUUCGGAGAGCUUGUGGGCAUACACUUCGUUAAUCAGUGGCAGCAAUUUCCAAGCAAACAUUCGACGUAGGUGUGGGCAGUGUCGACCUGAUCGAGCUCGGUCCGGGGAGAGGUACACUAAUGGCAGACAUCCUCAAGAUAUUCAACCGCAUUCCGCAGAUGAGCAACAAAGUUAACGUGCACUUUGUGGAGAUGAGCCCGUUUCUGGCAAAGACCCAAGCACAAACACUGGGCGUUACGCAGCCCAACGAAGAAGCUCCAACUGAAGAAGGGACAUCUGUGACUCGUCAGACACCCGCUGGUGUAAAUGUGCAGUGGUACAGAAAGUUCGAGGAUAUCGACAUCAAAGGAUUUCCCAUGAUAGUGGCACAUGAGUUCUUAGACGCUCUCCCCGUGCACCAGUUUGUAUACACCCGUGACGGCUGGAGGGAACGAAUGAUUGGGCUGGAUGAUAAAGAUAAGUUCCAAUGGGUUUUAGCUCCAAGUGCCACCGCCUCCUCUCGUUCGCUGGGUCCGUCAGGCAAGUACAAAGAGGGAGAUGUGUACGAAGUGUCUCCGGAUUCGCUACACACGGCACACCAGAUAGCUCAGGCUGUGAAAGAUGACGGCAUGGCGUUGAUAGUCGACUACGGCAACAAAGAACCCAAGCGCACACCCACGGUACGCGGCUACAAAGCCCACGUGAUGAUUGAAGACAUCGUAGAGCACGAGCCAGGAGAAAUCGAUCUCACGGCCGAUGUUAGCUUCCAGGCCGUGGCCAAGGUGUGCAGUGACACGUGUGCGACGUACGGGCCUAUGAGCCAGGGCGACUGGUUGCGGCAGAUGGGGAUCCACACGAGGACUAAGCAAAUGGUCCAGUCCAGCCAAACGCGGGAGGAGCAAGUCAAGAUAAUCCGCAGUACGAAACGGCUGAUAGACAACGAAGGGAUGGGCAGCUUGUUCCAGUUCUUAAGCCUAGUCCCCAUAUCUGUCGACCCACCUUUCCCAUUUGUAAAGGCAAACAGCUGUACAGCACCGCUCUAACCAAGCUUAGAAACAGAAACGAG
This is a messenger RNA of Sphaeroforma arctica JP610, 1467 nucleotides long. RefSeq lists its product as hypothetical. Gene Ontology annotation, biological process: mitochondrial respiratory chain complex I assembly. The record is from RefSeq and is a predicted model, not a curated record. Gene Ontology annotation, cellular component: mitochondrion. Gene Ontology annotation, molecular function: protein-arginine omega-N symmetric methyltransferase activity. The transcript has 7 exons. The coding region runs from base 542 to 1444 and encodes 300 amino acids. NCBI's taxonomy places the organism in Eukaryota, Ichthyosporea, Ichthyophonida.